Messenger RNA from Argentina anserina (silverweed cinquefoil), 794 nucleotides. Its product is annotated as expansin-A1-like. Gene Ontology annotation, biological process: plant-type cell wall organization. The record is from RefSeq and is a predicted model, not a curated record. The transcript is spliced from 3 exons. Bases 25 to 777 code for a protein of 250 amino acids. Gene Ontology annotation, cellular component: extracellular region. NCBI's taxonomy places the organism in Eukaryota, Viridiplantae, Streptophyta, Magnoliopsida, Rosales, Rosaceae.
UUGUGUACCUUUUCGCAGGACAAAAUGUCGCAAGCAAUGCUUCUCUUCUUGGGGCUUCUUACUCUCACCCCAUCGUUUGCUCAUGCUUACGAUGAUGGAGGUUGGGUUGCUGCCCAUGCCACUUUCUAUGGCGGGGGUGACGCCUCUGGGACUAUGGGUGGGGCUUGUGGGUAUGGAAACCUAUACAGCCAAGGUUACGGCACAAACACAGCAGCACUGAGCACAGCCUUGUUCAACAACGGCCUGAGCUGCGGGGCUUGCUUUGAGAUCAAGUGUGUCAAUGACCCCAAAUGGUGCCUUCCGGGCUCUAUUUUGGUCACCGCCACUAAUUUCUGCCCUCCAAACAAUGCACUCCCUAACAACAACGGCGGUUGGUGCAACCCUCCUCAGCACCACUUCGAUCUCGCCCAGCCCGUUUUCCAGCAUAUUGCGCAAUACAGAGUUGGAAUCGUCCCUGUCUCCUACAGAAGGGUACCUUGCCAGAAGAAGGGUGGGAUCAGAUUCACAAUCAACGGCCACUCAUACUUCAACCUGGUCCUAAUCACAAACGUUGGUGGUGCCGGUGAUGUUCAGUCUGUUUCCAUCAAAGGGUCAAGAACUAAUUGGCAACCCAUGUCUAGGAACUGGGGCCAGAACUGGCAGAGCAACUCUUACCUCGACGGCCAAAGCCUCUCAUUCAAGGUCACAACCAGUGAUGGCCGCACUGUGGUCUCUAACAAUGCUGUUCCGGCCGGCUGGUCUUUCGGACAAACUUUCUCCGGCCUCCAAUUCCCAUAAACUAAACUAGUUAAACG